ACAGAACACGUGUGGCUCCAGCUGCUCUCGGCGCCAGGGAGGAAACCUUUAUACUUUUAAGGCACACAGCUCGUCGCGGCGGCACACAUGGGGAAGAAGGACAAGAAGAAGGGCCAGGGGGCGGUGAAGACGGCGGUCAAGACGGAGAAAAAGGCCAAUACGAAGCUGAAAAAGGAGAUGGCGGCCAAAGGAGAGGAGGACUUUGACACCCUCCUUGCCAAAUUUGCUGCCCAAGAUGCAGCAGUGAAUGCAGUGAAGGAAGAGGUGGUGUCCCCUCCAAGUCGGAGGUCUUGCUUUACACUCACACCCCACCCAUGGCAGGAUCAACUCAUUUUCUUUGGAGGAGAAUACUUCAAUGGCUCAAAGACCAUGAUGUACAACGACCUGUUCCUGUACCACACCAAGCACGACCGCUGGGUGCAGGUGAUGGCGCCCCACAGCCCGCCGCCAAGGUCUGGCCACCAGGCUGUAGCGGUGGGGCGCGAGGGAGGUCAGCUGUGGAUCUUUGGAGGAGAGUUUAGCAGUGUUACUCAAUCUCAUUUCUACCACUUCAAAGACUUGUGGGUCUUCCACUUGGCAGAGAAUAAGUGGGAGAAAGUCCCAGGUGGCGGUGGCCCCUCAGCCAGGAGUGGGCACCGAAUGGCAGUUCAUGGCAAUCAACUCCUGGUAUUUGGAGGCUUCAAUGACAAUGGCAGACAGUUCCGCUACUACAACGAUAUUUACUCCUUCUGUCUGAAUGACCGCAAGUGGACCAAGCUGGCAGUUGUCGGCAAUGGUCCGUGCCCUCGGUCCGGCUGCCUGCUGACGCCUGUGCCCAGCGGAGGCAUCUUGGUGGGUGGCGGGUACAGCAAAGAGCCUGCCAAGAAAGACGAGGAGAAGGGCGUCACCCACACAGAUAUGUUUCUUCUUGCCCCAGACAAGCAUGACAAGACUGGUACUAAAUGGAAGUGGCAGAGUGUGCGCCAGGGAGGCACGCGGCCGUCUCCUCGGUGCGGCGCCUCUCUCGCUGUGGGGACGGGAGAGCGCGCCUAUGUGUUUGGCGGAGUGCACGACCAGGAGGAGGAUGACGACGAUGAAGGGGGACUAUUAGGAACCUUCUUCAAUGACUUGUAUCUCUUGGAUCUGAAGAAGUUUGUUUGGCAUACAGUAACCGUAAGUGGAAAGAAAGAGGAAGGAGAGAAGAAAAAGAGGAGGAGAAAAAAGGAGGAUGGAAAAGAAGAAAGUGACGAAGAGAUGGAGGAGAAAAUGGAGGGCCUGAACGUGGCAGAGGAAGAUGAAGCGAAGGAGAAAGUAGUGAGUGACGACGGAGUGUUCACUGUCACAGUUGGGCCGUCUAGCUCAGCAGCGGGCCAAGCGGGUAGCAAGCCAAUGGAUGAUAAUGGCAGCAGCCCAGAAGUGUUUGUGCCGCCAGUGCGCAUGAAUGCCGGGGUGGCCGUGAAGCGAGGAGUGCUCUACUUGUAUGGCGGCAUGUGUGAGGACAGCCACAAGCAGCUCACCCUCAAUGACUUCUAUUCUCUGGACCUGAAUAAGCUGGAUGAGUGGCGGACCAUCAUCUCCCUGGACCAAGCGGACCUGGAGUGGUUUGAGAGUGAGGGCGAAGAUGACAGUGAUGAUGAUGAUGACAGUGAUGAUGAUGAUGAUGAUAGUGAAGAGGAGGAUGAUGAAGAGAUGGAAGAAGCCUCUGCAAUGGAAACAGAGUAAAGAUAAUUGUAUUUGUAACAUUGCUGAGCAUGUAAUUGUUCAUCACUUGUUAUUUUUUCAUUGUCUUAAGGUAAAUCCAUCUUCGUUAUCCUGGGUAAAAGAUGGUAAGGCAUUGUAGUAUGAUUGCACCAGAAAAUAACUGCUUUAAGUCUUAAUGACAAUGCAGUUCUACAGUCCUGAGGUAAGACGCCUCAACCACUAGAUGGAGGACAUUUGGAAGCCUCAGGUCUUUAAUACUGCACACUUUCUUUGAUGGCAGUUAUUUGUGGGUGGGUGGGUCAGUGGGUGGAUCAUAUUGUUGAAGAAUAUUAACUUCAUCUGUGUGAAGUGCAAAGUGGCUCAACCAAAGGGUGUUUAUGCUGCUCCGUUCAGCCUCUGUGAUAUACAUCAAUACAUGUCUGAUGAAAA
Molecule: messenger RNA, 2109 nt
Organism: Eriocheir sinensis (Chinese mitten crab)
Lineage: Eukaryota; Metazoa; Arthropoda; Malacostraca; Decapoda; Varunidae
Product: kelch domain-containing protein 4-like
Exons: 10
Coding region: 88-1701 (537 amino acids)
Molecular function (GO): protein binding
Source: RefSeq, a predicted model, not a curated record